Molecule: messenger RNA, 1008 nt
Organism: Lachancea lanzarotensis
Lineage: Eukaryota; Fungi; Ascomycota; Saccharomycetes; Saccharomycetales; Saccharomycetaceae
Product: LALA0S08e00496g1_1
Exons: 1
Coding region: 1-1008 (335 amino acids)
Biological process (GO): pantothenate biosynthetic process
Cellular component (GO): cytoplasm
Molecular function (GO): 2-dehydropantoate 2-reductase activity
Source: RefSeq, a predicted model, not a curated record
AUGUCUGUUGAAAAAACUAAAAUCCUAUUGAUCGGUUCCGGUGGUGUUGGUACAAUUGCCUCGUACGCUUUGGAAUACGCUGGCAAGUCUGAGGUUACCUCUGUUCUACGUUCCGACUACAACAAAGUCACUGAAAAGGGCUUCUCGAUCGACUCUUGCGACUACGGCCAAAUUGACUCGUUCAGACCAAGCCACAUCGCAAAGAGCGUCGAGGAUAGUUUGCGAUAUGGCCCUUUCGAAUACAUCCUAGUGGUGACCAAAUCCGUUCCAGAAGUGGGCAGUAUGGUUGAUGUUAUCGCGCCCGCUGUAUCUGACAAUACCGCUAUCGUCUUGAUCCAGAACGGUAUCGGUAUCGAGGGAGAGGUAAUUACCAAAUUCCCUAAAAACGCCGUUCUCAGCGGUGUCAGCAUGAUUGGAUCUUCCAACAUCGAUAGUCAUAUCAACCACGAAGCCCCAGACUCGCUCAAGGUUGGUGUCUUCGAGAGUAACAAAGCAGUCAAGGACGUCACGCAGGCCGUGUGCAAGAAGUUUGUGGAAAUCUACUCUAACGACAAGAACUCGUGUGUGUACGACGAGAGCGUCAAAUUCACAAGAUGGCGCAAACUUGUGUACAACGCAACCCUUAACUCCGUGUGCGCCAUAACUGGUGUCGACUCUGGUAGACUAGAGGUCUUUGGUGGUACCGACAGUAUUAUCCGUAAAGCUAUGAGGGAGGUCCUCGCCGUGGCCAAAUCUGAUGGUGUCGAGCUGCCAGAAGACGUCAUAGAUUUCAUGAUUCGCUCUGACGACCCUGUCUACUACGCCCCAUCGAUGUUGAUCGACGUCCAUAAGGGCAACUUAAUGGAAGUCGAAGUCAUUAGCGGCAACGCAGUCAGAAUUGCAGAGAAAAACGGCGUUUCUGCUCCUUACCUAACACUGCUUUACGAGCUACUAAAGGUUAUCCAGAAAAAGACCAUGGAAAAGAAGGGCUUGCUCACUGUUCCAAAGGAAAGACCGGUACCAAAAUAA